Messenger RNA from Ylistrum balloti, 1596 nucleotides. Its product is annotated as glucose transporter type 1-like. Lineage: Eukaryota; Metazoa; Mollusca; Bivalvia; Pectinida; Pectinidae. The record is from RefSeq and is a predicted model, not a curated record. Gene Ontology annotation, cellular component: membrane. Gene Ontology annotation, biological process: monosaccharide transmembrane transport. The coding region runs from base 1 to 1596 and encodes 531 amino acids. The transcript has 12 exons. Gene Ontology annotation, molecular function: hexose transmembrane transporter activity.
AUGGAACGUGAAUCAAGAUACGCGGAAACUAAUGUCGGAAUCUCGAACAGAAAAGGCGGACAGAAUCUCAACCAGGACAGCGUAAAACCAGCGACAGGGACGAUGACCGGACGUCUGAUAUUGUCUGUAUUCGCAGCAGUGAUGGGAUCUCUGCAGUUCGGAUACAAUACAGGGGUCAUAAACGCGCCAGAGGGCAGCAUCAAAGACUUUAUGAACCAGACACACAUCCGACGGACAGGCGAGUCUUUAACAUUAGAAUCAAUUCGGAACACAUAUGCCUUACUGGUAGCCAUAUUUGCCGUUGGCGGAAUGCUAGGGGGUUUGCUUGCCGGAUGGUGGGCGGAUUAUUUCGGAAGGAAAUACGGAAUGCUGAUAAACAACGCGUUUGGGAUUGCCGCGGCGGCCUUGAUGUUUUUCAGUAGAAUGGCAUGGUCUUACGAAAUGGUGAUCGUGGGGAGGUUCUUUGUAGGAUUCAACAGUGGCCUUUAUACAGGAUUAACUCCCCUCUAUCUAUCGGAAAUUUCCACGUCAAACAUUCGGGGGGCGUUAGGAGUCAUUCACCAACUCGGAGUAACUAUCGGAAUCCUCCUCUCACAGAUACUUGGAUUCCCGGAACUCCUCGGAAAUGAACCUUACUGGCACAUACUUCUGGGUCUGUGUGCGGUUCCGUGCGCGUUACAGCUACUGACCAUGCCAUUCUGUCCAGAAAGUCCGAGAUACCUCCUUAUCUCUAAAGAGAAAGAAGACCACGCCCUUAAAGCCCUGGUAAAAUUGCGGGGAACAUCAGCUGUCCAUGACGACAUCGAAGAGAUGAAGAAAGAAUUCCUGAUCCAACAGUCCGAGGCCAAAAUCUCGCUGAUACACUUCCUCAGAAAAAAGUCCCUGUGGACUCCACUCCUUAUAAGUUUCAUAAUGCACCUCUCACAGCAGCUGUCUGGUAUUGUUGCGGUUUUCUACUAUUCAUUCAGUUUAUUUAAAAGUGUUGGCCUAUCUGAGGAUUCUGCAGCUCAUGCUACCAGUGGUAUUGGCGCCAUCAUGGUAACCAUGACAAUGGUAACAAUACCAUUGAUGGAUAGGGUAGGGCGACGAACGCUCCACCUACUAGGACUUGGAGGAAUGUUUGUAUUCAGUAUCCUGAUCACCGUGUCACUAGCACUCACGCAUCUAGCAGAAUGGGUCAAGGUGACAAACGUGGUUGUCUCCCUUCUUUAUGUCGUCUUCUUCGCUAUUGGGCCAGGCUCAAUUCCCUGGCUAAUCGUGGCGGAGCUGUUUUCCCAGGGUCCCAGGCCGGCUGCCAUUAGUCUCUCUGUCCUCGUCAACUGGGUGGCAAACUUCGCUGUAGGGUAUGCCUUCCCGAGCAUGCAGGCUGGACUUGGAAAUUACUCUUUUCUGCCGUUCACAGGAUGCAUUGCACUUUGCGGAAUAUUUUUGUUUAUAUAUCUACCAGAAACUAAAAAUAGGACAUUUGAAGAUAUAACGUCUGCUUGGAGAAAACGUCCAGAUUCAGAAUUAUCACUCUCUUCCGCCGGAAGUAACGAAGUAGCAAAAGAAGAUUCCAACCUCGUGACUUUUUCUGGUGUGAAGAGCCAUAUCUAG